ACGACUGUCACUAAAGCGGAAAAGGGCACAACCUUCAGUCCCGUCUGCUUAUGUUUAUAUGACGGUCUGGCCGCUUGUGUCGCAACCGACUCUUUCCCUCUUCUGUACCUCGCUCGAAACAAACGCUCGACAGUCCAAACACCCAGUUUCAAGUCUCUCUCAACGAAUCUUACAGGAUCUCUCCAUUAUUGGAUACCUGACACUAUGUCUCGUGGCAACCAGCGCGAAAAGGAUCGCCAAGCCAACCUCGAUAAACAGAAAAAACUUAAAGCGGGAAAUAACAAGAGCGGUACCAAAAUGCAGCAGGAGAAAGAGACCGCCGCUGAAAUUAUGCGACGAAAGCAGGCAGCUUCUGAUGCCCGCAAGGCUGGCACCGCCGGCAAGAAAUAAACGCUGGUGUACGAAUAUCAACAAGUUCGGCUCGAAAACCAUCGCUCACUUUACCAAAAACCGGAAACCGCAAGAAUAUAUGAAAUUGAGGGCCGGACCAAGUGUGGUACGUUCGAAACCAGAUGGCUUUCUUCAGCAGCGACGAAACGAAACGAAUUUUGGGUAGCACAGGCGAAGCGGUGCAAUGAUAUGGAUUUGUUUUUUUUUAUAAAAAGGUCAUUAGCCUUCCCCUCUUUCAAUAAAACUUUGUGAUCAUGUUUCUCGUGACGGUUAAAU
Fusarium oxysporum Fo47 is the source of this 666-nucleotide messenger RNA. RefSeq names its product putative serf family protein. Bases 205 to 390 code for a protein of 61 amino acids. The record is from RefSeq and is a predicted model, not a curated record. NCBI's taxonomy places the organism in Eukaryota, Fungi, Ascomycota, Sordariomycetes, Hypocreales, Nectriaceae. The transcript has 3 exons.